ACAAUGGCUUGAAAUGAACCUGAACAAGAGGCAGGAUAUGAGAUCCAUGAAUGAUGGAAUAGUUGGUCAAUAUACUAAGAAAGAACAACCCUUAGAGUUUCCAAUUACCAACGUUUGGACUUCCGGAGAUAAGAACAGGAAAAAACCUCCGAACUCCCCCGCCUCUCCGGGGUUGUUCACAACCAAAAAUAUCUUCGGAUCUCCUCAAGUCUCCGUGAGUGCAACCCCGUCCGUCCGAAACCAAAAUUUAUUUACCGGGUCCCCUCUGCUACCCAGGUCUCCCAGGCUCUUUUCAAGUCAGAGAUUGCGGAGCUCGUCCCAGAGUGGAAUCGAGGGAAGAUAUACCUCGAAUAGUUCCGAUCUCUCUACCCAGCUCCAGCUACAGCAGAACACUAAGUCUAGUCGAACCAAGCAGAAUCAUCUCCAGUACGCAAACUAUGAUAAUUUCUUUGCAAGCCGAGAUCAGUUGCAACAGCUCUCUCCGCUCACUUCAUCCCUUCCUGUUCUCCCGGCUCAUGUAGAAUCUGAGACUAGGAUACAUAAUAUUUCUACAGUUUUCACUCAUGAGCAAUUUAUCCAACCAGUCUUUAAUGAAGAAUCCUUUCUCCCUGUCCGGCAGAUCUUAAACCAACCAAGAUUAAGGAUUAUUACGCAAGGACGGGCUCAGGUAUCACCGGUUAGAGCUUAUCCUUCUCAAGAUGGUCAAUAUACCUAUCCAGCUCCUGAACUAUCCUUUAACCAAACUGCCGAAGAGAAUGGUUCCUCCCCCCUACCCCUCGGUUGGUCUGUCGGGUUUACAAUGAGAGGAAGAAAAUAUUUUAUUGAUCACAAUACUAAAACUACACACUGGUCCCAUCCUCUAGAAAAAGAAGGGUUGCCUGUUGGUUGGGAGAAGAUAGAUUCCGCUGAGUUUGGAAACUACUACGUGGACCAUAUUACCAAACAGGCACAGUACGAACACCCGUACUUCCAGCAUUACCAGAUCCAGUCUCCACAAUUUACCGACAACGAGGAGAACUUGAAGCUGCCGUAUACUCAACCGUUAAACCAUUCAGUCAACCUUAAUUAUAAUCAUAAUGCUCUAGUGCCAGCCAACCCCUAUAUUCACGAGGAAAUACCAAUAUGGUUACGAGUAUAUUUUAAAGCUUGUCCAACCCUAGAUCAUAAAUUAAAAUGGGAUCUGUUCAGAUUACCAGAGUUAGAAUGUUUCGACGCAAUGUUAAACAGAUUGUUUCGAGAUGAACUGGAAGAGCUUGUCAUGAGAUAUGAAGGUAUACGCUGUGCUAUAUCUCAGGAGAUAGAAUAUAGAGCAUAUUCUGGUCAAUUAUCCCAGCUUCAAGCUGUAGAACACGGAGAUAAUGAGAACGAAGAUAAUAUAAACCUGGCUAGGUUCGGAGCACUUAGAAUUCAACCCUACUGACAUCUAGAAAGUAAUAUUCCAUGACUCCGUCCAAUUUGCUUUCAAAUCAGAUUUUAUUCUAAUAUUGUAAAAAUGCCAAGACUUGUAUUUUUCUGUUCCAUUGAACCUUCUCUAUGUUUUAUUUCUCCCUCACUCUCUUCUUUCUAUGCGGUUUUUGAUUAUUUCUCAAGGUAAAGUGUUGUGAUUUUAUUUUCUUAUCCUUGGGGAAAAGCUUGGGGAAUUUUGUUAAUUUUGAUCCUGAUCUUUUAUAGAUAUUUUAUUUAUACCUGAGGACGGUCAAUAUCCAUCAAGGAUAUAGUUCCUCAUGAUUCCUUAUGUUCUAGAUUACUUAGCUUUGAUUUGCGGGAUUAUCGACUGUAAUUAACAUUAUUUAUGACCUUUGCAUACAAUAUAUUCCUUAUCGUUCUAUGAUUUAUAAAUACUAGAAUUACUGCCUUGUAUAUACAGCUGCCAAAGAUGAAGGCAAAGGUUCAAACUGUGAUAUUCUCAACAUUAUAUAUUUCAGA
Molecule: messenger RNA, 1926 nt
Organism: Eurytemora carolleeae
Lineage: Eukaryota; Metazoa; Arthropoda; Copepoda; Calanoida; Temoridae
Gene: sav
Exons: 1
Coding region: 14-1420 (468 amino acids)
Biological process (GO): regulation of cell population proliferation; apoptotic process; hippo signaling
Molecular function (GO): protein binding; molecular adaptor activity
Source: RefSeq, a predicted model, not a curated record